This is a messenger RNA of Akanthomyces muscarius, 1323 nucleotides long. RefSeq lists its product as uncharacterized. Gene Ontology annotation, molecular function: FAD binding. The transcript has 3 exons. Gene Ontology annotation, biological process: secondary metabolite biosynthetic process. The coding region runs from base 1 to 1323 and encodes 440 amino acids. The record is from RefSeq and is a predicted model, not a curated record. Lineage: Eukaryota; Fungi; Ascomycota; Sordariomycetes; Hypocreales; Cordycipitaceae.
AUGGGACCGGUAAAAGAGGAUCCGAAGCCCAUUGAUGUCGCCAUUAUUGGUGGUGGCAUCGGCGGCCUGGCGCUGUCGAUUGGUCUACAGCAAUACAGUCACAUCAACGUGCGCAUUUUUGAAGCCGCGCCGCAGUUUUUCGAGAUUGGGGCGGGCGUCUUCUUUGGCGCCAACGCCAUCCGCGCCAUGUCGCUCAUCAACCCCGCCAUCGGUGAGGCCUACGCCCGCAUCUCAACCACAGCCGGCUGGACGUCCAAGGAGGAGACCUACUUUGACUUCAUCCUCGGCCAGGAUCUGCACGGCCAACCCGCCGGCACGUCUGUCUCCUCGCCACAGCUCGGUCCACACGAGCGUCAUAGCACCGCGCACCGCGCGCACCUCAUCGACGAGCUGGCUCGUCUCGUGCCCGAAGAGACUGCCGAGUUUGGCAAGCGUUUAAUCGGUCUCACGAGGGAUGAGGCGCGCGGGCGGACUAUGAUGAAGUUUGCCGACGGUGUCACGUACGAAGCCGACGCCGUUAUUGGGUGCGACGGCAUCCGCUCCGUGUGCCGGGACUUUGUACUAGGAAAGAAUAAUCCACUGGCGCAGCCAAUCUUUACCGGAAAGUAUGCGUAUAGAGGUCUGAUUCCGAUGGACAAGGCUAUUGCGGCGAUUGGAGAGGAAAAGGCGCAGAAUCGCUACAUGUUUCUCGGCAAAAGGGGCCAUGCGCUCAUCUUCCCGAUUGCAGAAGGCAAAAUCAUGAACGUCGUCGCUUUCGCCACGUCAAAAGAUGGAAAGUGGGAGGGCAACUGGAUCAAGCCAAUGAAGAGAGAGGACAUGGAAGAGGACUUCAAGGACUUUGGCGAAGACUGCCAAAAGAUCUUUUCGCUGAUGGAGAAUACCGACAACUGGGGCAUAUUUGACCUCUCUGAGGACAUUCCUACGUUUACAUCCGAGCCGCUGCGCCUGCUGCUUCUCGGUGACAGUGCCCACGCCUGCGCACCGCACCAGGGUGCCGGCGCGGGUCAGGCCCUCGAGGACGCCCAUAUUCUCUCCCACAUUCUCGGCGGCUGCCGCUCCAAGGAGGACCUGCUCCCCGCCUUUGCGGCGUACGAGUCGGUGCGGCGCCCGCGUACCAAGUUUGUGCAGUACUACGGCCGCCGCCAGGGCGAGCUGCUGGACCUCAACUGGCCGGGCGUGGAGGAUGACCUGGACAAGCUCCGUCCUAUCAUUGACGGGCCAAUUCGCGACAUUUGGAACUGCGAUCUGGAGGCGGAGCUGACAAAAGCGCAGAAGAAGAUGGCAGAGCUGCUCGCGGAGGCUGAUGCGGCCAAGAGCUCCUAA